This is a messenger RNA of Lucilia cuprina (Australian sheep blowfly), 4592 nucleotides long. RefSeq names its product probable multidrug resistance-associated protein lethal(2)03659. NCBI's taxonomy places the organism in Eukaryota, Metazoa, Arthropoda, Insecta, Diptera, Calliphoridae. Gene Ontology annotation, biological process: transmembrane transport. The transcript has 7 exons. The record is from RefSeq and is a predicted model, not a curated record. Gene Ontology annotation, cellular component: membrane. Gene Ontology annotation, molecular function: ATP hydrolysis activity; ATP binding; ABC-type transporter activity. Bases 349 to 4449 code for a protein of 1366 amino acids.
UAACAAAGAAAGAAAGAAAGGAAAGAUAAUAAUAAAAUUGAGUAAUACAUUAGCUGGCAUAUUUUAAUAAAAAAUAUGUUUUUUUUUUUGUUUUAAAUAAAUAAAAAAUAGCUUUUAGCAUAAAGAAAAAGCUUCACAAAAAAGUACAUGUGCUGCUGACAGUAACAGUUAAAUGAAUUUCAAUUAAAUGUGAAAUUCAUAAAGUAUUUAAUAAUGUGUGUAAUAAUUACCCAGAACAGUUAAUAAUAUUUUAUAAAUUGUUAUAAGCUCGAAUAUAAUUACAAUAAUUUAAAUAAAUAUAAAGCAUUUUUUUAAUUAAAAGAAACAUAAACUCGACAUUUUAAAAAUAUGAAUCGUUUACAUAAAAAAGUUCAACGUCCACAGAAUCCAUAUACAAAAGCAAAUAUAUUUUCACGUUUAAGUUUUUGGUGGACCGCCGAUCUGUUUCGUUUAGGUUGGAAACAAUCACUCGAAGAUAAAGAUUUAUAUGAAAUACCUCAAGACUUAGAUUGUAAAGAUGGUACUAAACUCUUGGAUGAAUUAUGGGAAGAGGAGAAGAAACGAAAAAAGAAUCCAAACAUAUUACUGGUGCUAUGCAAAGCCUAUGGGAAGGUCAUACUGCCCUAUGGGUUUUUCUGUGUUUUAUUGGAAACAACAUUAAAAUGUCUACAGCCUCUAUUUUUAGGAGGUUUAGUAUCGUUUUUUGCUGCUGGCCAGACAAAUGUAAGCGAACAUGACGCUUUUGCCUAUGCCGCCGGUAUUGUUAUGUGCUCCUUUUUGAUAGUGAUGGGCUAUCAGCCAUAUUUAUUUUUUGCAUUUAAAAAGAGCACACAAAUACGGGUGUCACUAGCCGGUUUAAUAUAUCGCAAAUGCCUGCAAGUCUCAAAGAAUUCCAGUGAUGAAGGUUUACGUGGACGAGCCAUUAAUAUACUGGCUAAUGAUUUGUCAGUAUUUGAUAUGGUUUUGUGCUUUGUACACGACUGGUGGAAGGGUCCUUUAGAGGCGUUAAUCAUUGGUUAUCUUAUGUAUCGAGAAAUAGGUUGGGCCGCUGUGAUAGGCAUUUCAUUUAUGUUGGCUUUUAUACCUUUACAAGUGUGGGGUGCUAAGAAGGCGGCCAGCUAUAAAGAGAAGACUGUGGAACGCACCGAUUGGCGUGUCAAGUUAAUGAAUGAAAUUAUUCAGGGUAUCCAAGUGAUCAAAAUGUAUGCGUGGGAAAAAUCAUUUGCACAGGUCAUAGGUUUGGUAAGACGCAAGGAAGUGAAUGCUAUUAAAGGUUCAGCACACGUUUAUGCUGUACUCAAUUGUACCCACAUGAUUUCACCAAUAUCCAUAUUUUUGGCUUUAAUAUCCUACAUCUAUUUUGGAGAUAUUUUGACGGCUCAGAAAAUCUUUACAAUUUCCUCAUUCUUUACUAUGCUCAGUGAGUCCAUGGUAAUGUUUUGGCCAAUGUCUUUGAUAUGUCUGGCUGAAAGUUGGGUGUCGAUUAAAAGAAUUAAGGAAUUUUUGCUGUAUGGCGAAGAAGGAUAUGUAGAUGAGAAGAAUAAGAAAGAUAUUCCACAAGAUAAAGAAAAAGAAGAAAUUACUGCACAAGAAUUUUUACUUAAUGGCAAAGCAGCUCGAAAGGAAAGUAAACGCAUUGUGAAUUUAGAGGCUAAAGUUAAAAGUUUAGAAAUGCGCAAUGUAAUGGCCAAUUGGGAAACCAAAGAAGGCGAGGAUUCUACAAAAACUCCAGCUUUACAGCAUUUUACAACAACCUUUGAAGAGGAGACAUUGGCUGCUAUAGUAGGUCCAGUGGGUGCAGGAAAAUCUACUUUACUAAAUGCCAUUUUAGGAGAAGUGAAAAUAGAAUCUGGAGAAAUCAUAGUUAAUGGCAAAAUCUCCUAUUGUGCCCAAGAAGCCUGGGUAUUUGAGGGUUCCAUUAAGGAUAAUAUUAUAUUUGUGGAAGACUAUGAUGAGAGACGUUAUAAGCAAGUUUUAAAGGUAUGCGCUUUAGAACGUGACAUAGAAUUGUGGCCCAAACGUGAUCUGACGCGUGUGGGAGAAAGAGGCGUUAGCUUGAGUGGUGGUCAAAAGGCUAGAGUUAAUUUGGCCAGAGCUAUUUACCGCAAAGCAGAUAUCUAUCUACUAGAUGAUCCCCUAUCGGCGGUGGACAGUCAUGUUGGCAAGCAUAUAAUGGACAAUUGUAUUAAUCAGUUCCUUUAUGACAAAAUACGCAUAUUGGUAACACAUCAAUUGCAAUAUCUAAACGAUGUAGAGCAUGUUAUUCUCAUGGAUGGUGGUAGUAUUGUGGUGCAGGGUAAUUACCAGGAAUUGCAAAAUUCUAAACAGUUUAAGUUUCUAGCACAAACUCAAAAGCAAAGUGCUGAGAGUGAAGAUGAUAUGGAAUUUAUUGAUGGUGUUUCGGAAGAUGAAAAAAGUCUCAAGACCUAUAGAUCUCGUUUGGCUUCGGGUAGUAGUGCUGAUUUUGAUAUGCAAGAAUUUAUAGUGGAUGAAAAUGAAGAGGCAGAAGAGCUGAGUAAAGAAACUAAAGCUGAUGGUUCGGUUAAGUUUGACAACUAUUUGACCUACUUUAAGGCUUUGAAUAAUACUUGGUAUUUUCUGCUGAUAGUUAUGCUAUUCAUAGCUACUCGCUUUUUACUAAACAGUACGGAAUAUUACUUAUCCAGAUGGGUAAUAUGGGAAGAAAAGAUAGCCUUGGUGCCUUUUGAAAAUAACACCGAUUUAAUGGUCCAUAACUCUACCGUGCUAAGCAAUAAUAAUGAAUCUGACUUUAUUUUCAACAACUCCACAGAGAAGUCAAUUUACGACAGUCAUGCUGAAGAGAGACAUCAACGUAUUCUUAUCUAUAUGUUCAUAUUGAUUGCCACUACUAUAGUUUAUAUCUGGCGUACUUUUGGUUUUAUACACAUGUGUCUGCAGAUCUCUUUACAUCUACAUGAUUUGCUAUUCCGAGCCAUAACUCGCACCUCUAUGUUGUUUUUCAAUACAAAUCCAUCGGGUCGUAUUUUAAAUCGUUUCUCAAAAGAUAUUCGCACCUUGGAUGUGGAUGUACCGCGCACCUUAAUGGAUUGUGCAUCGUUCCUAAUUGAUAUAACUGGUGUAAUGAUCAUUGUAGCCAUUGUCAACUACUGGUUACUAAUACCAUCACUUGUGAUCCUUUUAGCUCUUGUAAUAUUAAGACAAAUAUUCGUUAGCACUAGUCGUGAUGUCAAACGUAUAGAGUCAAUUUCCCGCAGUCCUAUUUAUUCACUAACAAAUCAAACAUUCCAGGGUCUGACCACUAUAAGAGCUUUACAGGCCGAAAAGAUCUUGGAGUCUGAGUUUCAUGAACAUCAAAAUGCAAACUCUUCUGCUUGGUUUUUGUUUCUCUCCUCAAAUCGAGCCUUUGCUUUUUGGAGCGAUAUGCUCUGUGUUUGCUACAUUGCCAUAGUAACAAUUAGUUUCUUAGCUCUACGUUCCAGUUUCAAUAGUGGUGAUGUGGGUUUGGCUAUUUUGCAAUCAUGUGCCAUGGUGGGCAUGUGUCAGUGGGGUAUGAGGCAAACGGCAGAAUUGGAAAAUAACAUGACAAGUGUGGAACGUGUUUUGGAAUAUACAAAGCUGCCGCCAGAAUCGGCCAAAGAGGAAGCAGAGGUUUCAAAACCCCAUGAACUUUGGCCCAGUAAAGGACGCAUAGAAUUUGUUAACUUUAGCUUAAGAUACAAUCCCAAUGAUAAGUGCAUUUUAAAGAACUUAAACUUUACCGUAGAACCUAAACAGAAAGUGGGUAUAGUAGGACGCACAGGAGCUGGAAAGUCAUCCAUUAUACAAUCGCUAUUCCGUUUGGCCUAUAAUGAGGGCGUUAUACGCAUUGAUGGUUUAGAUAUAGAAACGAUUGAUCUGUACGAUUUAAGAAGUAAACUUUCGAUAAUUCCUCAAGAUCCGGUGUUAUUUUCGGGAACUUUACGUUAUAACUUAGAUCCUUUGGAGGAAUAUAGCGAUGAGAAAAUGUGGCAGGCUUUAGAAGAUGUGGAAUUAAAAGAACAUGUUACAAAAUCUUUAAGCGGUUUAAAUUGUGCCAUGUCAGAUGGUGGUUCUAACUUUAGUGUGGGUCAAAGACAAUUGGUUUGUUUGGCACGUGCUAUUCUUCGACAAAAUAAGAUUUUAAUUUUAGAUGAGGCUACCGCCAAUGUAGAUCCUAUAACCGAUGCUUUAAUUCAAAACACCAUACGCAGUAAAUUUGCCGAUUGUACCGUUUUAACGAUUGCUCAUCGCUUACACACCGUUAUGGAUAGUGAUCGUGUUCUUGUUAUGGAUGCUGGUCAUGCUGUAGAAUUCGAUCAUCCGUAUUUGUUGUUGCAAAAACCUAAAGGUUUUCUACGACGUUUAGUAGAUGAUACUAGCUCAGAUGCUGCCGCCGCUUUACUGCAAGCGGCCCAAGAAAGUUAUAAGUUAAAAGUACAAAAUCUUUAGGGACAUUUAGUCUAUAUGUAGUCGGAAUUUAGUAAAUGAACUCAAAUAUUUUAGUUAAGGAUUAGUAAUAUUUUUGUGCAAUAUAUUUGAUAAUAUUUUUACUAUGUUAUAUACCGAAUGUAUUAAAAGAAUAUUUUUUAAAA